Mercenaria mercenaria is the source of this 1643-nucleotide messenger RNA. RefSeq lists its product as uncharacterized. The record is from RefSeq and is a predicted model, not a curated record. NCBI's taxonomy places the organism in Eukaryota, Metazoa, Mollusca, Bivalvia, Venerida, Veneridae. The coding region runs from base 286 to 1173 and encodes 295 amino acids. The transcript is spliced from 7 exons.
UAUUGAGUCAUUCAUGCAAAAAAUCGCAUUUAUACUGAUAUUUACAUAAUCUGAAUGUUUAUUGAAGUGAAUUUAUUGUGUCAUACUUUCGAUACAAGGAUUUUGGUCAAUCGUAAAUAAAUUACAUGUAAAGGGAUAUAUUUAUAUUCUAAUUCUUUUGUUAUUAAGCGAGUGAGACAAGUGUAUUAAGUACUUUUUUGUACAUCAAUAUGACACUCUUCCGGAUUAAGCCAUUCCCAGCUUACAUGUUCAUGUAUUGAAGUUAUUUGUUAGGUGGAUCUAAAUAUGGAAUAUAACUCAAUGCUACCAGACAUUCCGUCAAACAUGUCAGAGGUGACAUUAAAGAAAGGCUUUGAUGAUUUCCACGAAGAUACAGUUUGCAGUAAUACAGAUUUUGUGGUGCGUCACUUGGUCAGGCCGGCUGUGGAAGCGACGUUUCAUGCCUAUAUUCGGAACUGUACCCCUAAAUCAGAGCAAAUCCUUGUAAACCAGUGGUCUCUGUGUACUCCUGAACAUGACUUCAACUGUGAAAGUGUCUAUUCUUACACGAGCCAAUGUAAAUCUUAUCGCGAGUCGUCCCACUGCGGUUACACAACUACAACAUCUAAGUCCAGCUCGAUGGAUCGACUAAUGGAGGACAGCAGUGGCGUGCUGCUGCUUGUAGGACUUGUGUUUAUUGGUGUUCUUCUGGGUGUGGCAUCAACAGUCGCUGUCUGUCUCAUGUGUCCGCAAACUCACAGGUGGGCAAAUUCAAAAUUACGGAACACUCCUGAAUAUGAAGCUAAGACAAGGGCAUCUGUUACCAGUGAUUAUUACACAGCCAUUCAUGAUAAUAACGUCACACUACAGCUACGUCCGGUACGCUCUCCAGAUCUCCCAUCAAAUACAGACACCAGCAGACAGCGGCGUCCAUCCACACAACGUGACUUUGAUGACCCCAAUUAUGUUGAACCGGCUACACGAGCUUCUCCUUCGCCACAUCCUGGGUUUCAACCAGGUGCAGCAGACGAUUCUUCACACGUUAAUGGCCCAGGCGAGACUUACGAACCACUCACUAGGAACAAUACCCACAAUCAAAGUCAUAAUUACGCGCACAUUGACCCAAUGGCACCAUGCACACCGGGCUCGCCAGAUAAUGAACAUUCGUAUUUCGUUUUAGAAAAAUCUACUUGAGCAUAUGUAUGUACAACCAUGAAAUAGCAGGGAAUCGGUCUUUAAAGACUAAGUCAGGGCUGAAACCAAUGUUGUAAUAACUCGUAGCCCAAUCCAUUUGAUGAUGUUACUUAUUAUGUAUUGUUACGUGUUUUGCCUUGCUUUACAUGCACCACUAUGUGUUUAAAGGCAAUGAACUAUUAGUGAAAGGUGAUUCAUAUCAGGGUCUUUACAAUGUAAUUAUGUAAGACAAUAUUUGAAAUAUUUCUGCUUAUAAGCUGUUUUAAACUAUGUGUAGGUAUUAAUAAAAAAAACAAAGCAAUUUGAAACUUAAAGUGUGAAUCCAAGGUCCCGAAAGCAAUUAGUACUAAAGGGAAGUCACUAAUUCAUAGUCUUGCCCGUAAAAAUCAGAAGUCAUGUAAGUCAUCGCCAGCAUCAGGCUCAACAUGGAAACUUUCAAGGAUCAUACCUGCAUCGGAAUCAACCCAUAG